Vicugna pacos (alpaca) is the source of this 803-nucleotide messenger RNA. RefSeq names its product synaptonemal complex central element protein 2 (gene SYCE2). Gene Ontology annotation, cellular component: central element. Lineage: Eukaryota; Metazoa; Chordata; Mammalia; Artiodactyla; Camelidae. Gene Ontology annotation, biological process: synaptonemal complex assembly. The record is from RefSeq and is a predicted model, not a curated record.
AGGAGUGCGCGCCUCAGCACGUGCGUGGGGGCGAGGCGUUCCAGGGGCGGGACCGGCGCGUGCGCAGUGGGCGCAAACGAGAAGGCGGGAAAAGACAGGAUGGAGCGACACGGGGUGGACAUGCCCCACAUAGAGGGCAAGGACCAGGAGCCACAGCUGUUCAGGGAGAGCAAGGAGCAGCAACAGGGCGAGGAGAACCGUGAAGAGGAGGCUGGUCGGGGACCAGCUAGAAGUCAGGUUUCUAGCCCCUCUGUCGCCACCUCCAGUGCCAACCGCCAGCUGAUGAUGCUGGAAGGGAAGUCGGGACCCUUUUCCUCUCUGGACUCGAGCAUUGACAUCCUGAAGAAGAGGGCCCAGGAGCUGAUCGAGAACAUCAACGAGAGCAGGCAGAAGGACCACGCGCUCAUGACCAACUUCAGAGACAGCCUCAAGAUCAAGGUUUCAGACCUGACAGAGAAACUAGAGGAGAGGAUGUAUCAGAUCUAUAAUCACCACAACAAGAUCAUUCAGGAAAAGCUCCAAGAGUUCACCCAGAAAAUGGCAAAGAUCAGUCAUCUGGAAACAGAGCUCAAACAAGUGUGCCACACUGUGGAGAACGUGUACAAAGACCUGUGCGUCCAGCCUGAGGCUACUAUUUCGGAAGAAGAACAGACCCACAAAGAUGGAGAAUGCUGACAGCUGCCAGGAGAGCCCCUCUUAGUGACAGCCACCAAGGGAAGGCUUAGAGGCCCCCGUUUAGGCUAUGAUGAGAAAAUUGUUUUUCAGAGUUCUGCAAUGCAUCUUGGCAAAAAACAAACAAACAA